Messenger RNA from Capsaspora owczarzaki ATCC 30864, 1637 nucleotides. RefSeq names its product histidine ammonia-lyase. The coding region runs from base 25 to 1572 and encodes 515 amino acids. Gene Ontology annotation, molecular function: histidine ammonia-lyase activity. Gene Ontology annotation, biological process: L-histidine catabolic process. The transcript has 10 exons. Gene Ontology annotation, cellular component: cytoplasm. The record is from RefSeq and is a predicted model, not a curated record. NCBI's taxonomy places the organism in Eukaryota, Filasterea, Ministeriida, Capsasporidae.
CUUGUUUUUCAUCCACAACGAACAAUGCACACUUCCACGACUGUCCUCGACGGCGAGUCGCUCCUCCCCGAGCAGCUCUACGCCCUGAGCCAGGGAACCGUCAAGCUGGACUUUUCCAAGGACGCAUGGGAGCGCAUCAAGCGCAGCCGCCAGCUCAUCGACGAUAUUGUGCGCAAGGGCGAUCCCGUCUACGGCAUUAACACUGGCUUUGGCUUUUUUGCAACAACGCCGAUCGAACCGUCGGAGCUGCACAGACUGCAAAUCAACCUCAUCACCUCGCACGCCGCGGGUGUGGGCGAGCCCAUUUCUGUUGAGCGCACGCGCAUGCUGCUUGCCCUGCGUCUGAACGUCUUUGCAAAGGGACACAGUGGCAUCCGCCCAGAGAAUGUGCAGCGCAUGCUGGAUGCGUUCAAUGCAUCCUGCCUUUCGUGGGUGCCGUGCAAGGGCACGGUGGGAGCAUCUGGCGAUCUCGCGCCGCUUGCUCACUUGGCGCUUGGUUUGAUUGGCCAAGGCAAAAUGUGGGACCCCACUUUGCAAAAGUAUGACCAAGCAAACGAGGUUCUCCAACGACAUGGUCUGACACCCAUCGAUUUGCAUGCCAAGGAGGGUCUCGCCAUGAUCAACGGCACCCAGUUCAUGACAGCGCACGGAACGGAGGCGCUUGUCCGUGCUACUCGCGCGGCACUCCAAGCAGACGUGAUUGCGGCGUUGACGCUGGAGACACUGCACGGCACUCACCGUGCCUUUGACGAGAAGAUCCACCGCGCUCGUCCUCACACUGGACAAAUCGAGUGUGCGGCGCGCUUGCGCUCCCUUUUGCACACAGAGGAACAGCCGUCUCAGAUUUAUGGCAGCCAUCAUGGCUGCGGCCGCAUUCAAGAUGCAUACACACUGCGCUGCAUCCCACAAGUUCACGGCAUUGCCCACGAUACUCUGGCAUUCGUGCGCAAGCUCGUCACGACAGAAAUCAAUAGCGCCACCGACAACCCGAUGGUUUUUGCCGAAACACAACAGUCCCUCUCUGGCGGCAACUUUCACGGCGAGUACAUCGCCAAGGCGUGUGACUUUCUGGCGAUCGGCAUUCAUGAAAUCAGCAGCAUGAGCGAGCGUCGUAUUGAGCGCCUGGUGAACUCGUCGCUCAGCGGCUUGCCCGCCUUCCUCGUCAAGGCUGGCGGCUUGAACUCUGGCUUCAUGAUUGCACAUUGCACAGCAGCCGCGCUGGUUUCCGAGAACAAGGUCCUGUGCCACCCGGCAUCGGUCGACUCGCAGAGCACCUCUGCCGCCAAAGAAGAUCACGUCUCGAUGGGCGGCUUUGCCUCGCGCAAGGCAAUCGAAGUGGUGUCGAACGUUGAAACGGUGAUUGCCAUCGAGCUGCUUGCCGCUUGCCAGGCACUCGAAUUCCUCCGUCCGCUGCGCACUACUGCGCCGUUGGAGGCCGUGCACCAACUCGUGCGCCAGCACGUCAAGCCGUUUGAUGAGGAUCGUUUCAUGUCGCCCGAUAUUGAGGCUGUCGUCAAGCUCAUCCGUGAAAACAAGGUCUGGGAGGCUGCCACUGCCGCUGGAACCCAAUAAACCCCCCGACUCUCCCCUAAUUGUUCCCAUGCUCGUGUGCUUUGAAAAUAAACAUAAUAUCGAGC